Molecule: messenger RNA, 1340 nt
Organism: Sitophilus oryzae (rice weevil)
Lineage: Eukaryota; Metazoa; Arthropoda; Insecta; Coleoptera; Curculionidae
Product: 1,5-anhydro-D-fructose reductase-like
Exons: 5
Coding region: 225-1223 (332 amino acids)
Cellular component (GO): cytosol
Molecular function (GO): aldose reductase (NADPH) activity
Source: RefSeq, a predicted model, not a curated record
AAGACCGAUGUUCCAUAGAACCUUGUGGAAAAAAUCAGGUGAAUAAUAACACACAUUGUCCGUGAUUAGCGCUUGUUCAUUUUGGAAAACGUCACCGUGUAGGAUCACUAAAAAUACAGUUUCAAGAUCGCACGGUCCAGAAUAGAUAGCGCGUGCCAAGCCGAACAGACAGUUGUAGCAGCGAAAAUUUUGCAAAAAUUUCGUGGAUAAGAAUUUUAACUAAAAUGAAAACGAUCAAACUGACGGGCAGCGGGCUGGAAAUGCCCGUGGUGGGUUUGGGCACUUGGAGGGCUCAGCCUCAGGAAGUGGAGAAUGCGGUGAACGUAGCCCUAGAAUCAGGAUACAGGCAUAUCGACACUGCAUUUAAUUACAACAACGAAGAUUCGAUUGGCAAAAGUAUUAAACAAUGGAUUGACAGUGGAAAGGGGAAAAGGGAAGACUUAUUUAUUACAACAAAGCUCCCCAAUUUUGGCAGCAGACCCAGCGACGUGGAACGAUUCCUGAAACUGUCAUUACAGCGAUUGCAAACGGAUUACGUGGACUUGUACCUAAUGCAUAUGCCCUUCAGUUUUCACUUGAACGAAACCACACUAUCACCACUGGUAAACGAAGACGGUUCUUUCAGCCUGGACAAUGUUGAUUUUGUUGAUACUUGGAAGGUAAUGGAGGAACAAGUACAGAAAGGACUAGUUAAAGCGAUCGGUGUAUCAAAUUUCAAUGCCGAGCAACUUCAAAGACUGUACAAUAAUUCCGAAAUCAAACCGGCCGUACUGCAAGUGGAAAUGCACGCUUACCUUCAGCAAAAAAACCUAAAAGAAGUUUGCAAACAGUUACAGGUGGCUUUGACGGCAUAUUCGCCUCUGGGUAGUCCCGGGGCUAACAAUCAUUUUAGUUCAAAAUACAACUAUUUGUUAGAUGACUUUCCCGACAUAUUAGGACAUCCGAUAGUGAAAGAAAUCGCUCAGAAAUAUAACAAAUCUCCAGGUCAAAUACUUUUGAAACAUUUGGUACAAAACGACAUCAUAGUGAUUCCAAAAAGCGGCAAUCCCGACAGGAUUAAGGCCAAUAUCGAUAUCUUCGAUUUCGAGUUGGCCAAAGAGGAUAUCGAAAAACUCGACAGCUUGGACAAGGGAGAGGACGGACGAAUAUUUGAUUUUUACUUUUUCAAGGGCGUAGAAAAUCAUCCGAACUAUCCCUUCCGGAAAAAGGAGAGAAAAGAAUAAUUCUUGUGAUGUACUGUUCUAAAUUCAGUAUCAAAAAGUAUUUUUAUUGUUAAACAUGAACAAAACUGUUAUUGAUAAACUACAGUUUGAUUAUCAGUAAAUAAAGUAUUCUUUUUA